Messenger RNA from Salvia splendens (bonfire salvia), 2196 nucleotides. Its product is annotated as zinc finger BED domain-containing protein RICESLEEPER 2. The record is from RefSeq and is a predicted model, not a curated record. NCBI's taxonomy places the organism in Eukaryota, Viridiplantae, Streptophyta, Magnoliopsida, Lamiales, Lamiaceae. Gene Ontology annotation, molecular function: DNA binding; protein dimerization activity. The transcript is spliced from 5 exons. Bases 795 to 2057 code for a protein of 420 amino acids.
UAGUGAUUUAACUUCAUCUAGGGUUUCUUACCUUAUAUGAAUGCGCCGUCUUUUUCUAAAUCCAACUCCCUUCUUUCUCAAAUCUCAGUCCGCAUCUAGGGAAUAACUGUGAAUCUGUGAUCUCAGUUUAAUAUCUCAGUCACGCCUUCCUCACUGUCGACGACGGAGAUCGCCGGAGCAACUUGAGGGUGAGUCCAUACAGGAAAAUAAGAAGCAGCAGAGGUCAAAGUUGAUCGAUAUGGAAGACUCAUCUCCAAGUUUUGUUGAGGGAAUUCAGGAAAGUGAUGAAGAUGUACAGAUUCUAGAUGAUUCUAAAAUUAAGAAAAGGAAAACAUCUGACGUUUGGAAUCACUUUACCGAGGCAAAAGAGCCCAAUAAGGAUGGAAAGUUUACCGUCACUUGCAAUCACUGUGAUCAAGUAUAUACAUAUGAAGGUACAAAACACGAAACUUCUUCUUUUAGUCGUCAUUUGAAGGUGUGUAAGAAAAAACCAAUGUUUGGAAAUUUGAAUGUUAUGUUCCGUGAUCAUGAGGGAAAGUUAAAUGCUAGGUCUAAAGUAAUAGACCCGAAAAUUUGUCUGGAGAUGAUGACUAAGAUAACGGUUGCACAUGAUCUUCCAUUGAAUUGGGUUGAAUUUGAACAUGUGAGAGCUUAUCUCGCUUAUUUGAACUCUGAUGUAAAAUUCAUCUCGAGAAAUACUCAUGCCUCUGAUGUGAUAAACUUGUAUAAUUCUGAAAAGGAGAAACUAAGGAUUAGACUGAAUAAUCUUUCUGGGAUGUUGUGCUUAACUUCGGAUGUUUGAACUGCAUGCACUAAUUCGGGUUACAUUUGUUCGACUGCGCAUUAGAUGUUGUGCACAUAUCUUGAACCUUAUUGUUCAAGAAGGGUUAAAAGUUGCUUAUGAUGCCAUAGAAAAGAUUAGAGGCAGUGUUAAAUAUGUAAAAGCAUCUGAAGGCAGAUUGAUGAAGUUUAAGGAAUGUGCUCAAAAAUUUGGUGUUGAAUUCACUUCUUCACUUUGUUUGGAUGUGCCUACUCGUUGGAAUUCCACAUAUUUGAUGUUGUGUAGUGGAAUUAAAUACCGGCAUGUUUUUGAUAAGUUGCGAUUUGAAGAUUUGAAUUAUACACAAUGCCCGACAGAGGAAGAGUGGGUAAGAGGAGAAGUGAUUUGUAGAUUCUUAAAGCCAUUUUAUAAUAUCACUACUUUAAUUUCUGGUUCAUCAUACCCUACUUCCAAUCUCUAUUUUAUGGAAAUCUGGAAGAUUGCAUCUUUAUUGAAUAAAAUGUCCGAAUAUCAAGAUGCAGUGGUCAAGUCUAUGGCUCUUAAGAUGAAACUGAAAUUUGAUAAAUAUUGGAAAGAGCAUAGUGAAAUACUCUCUAUAGGAGCAGUGCUUGAUCCGAGAAUGAAGUUCAAAGUUUUGGACUAUUUUUAUUCAAGAAUUGAUCCUCUUACAAGCAAGGAUAAAAUUUUGAAGCUGAAGAUGAAAUUGUAUGUUUUAUAUGAUGAGUAUAAGAAAAGGGGUGUAGGGGUAUCUUUAUUUAAAGUUCCUCAAGCUAGUAGUGGAAGUUCUAGUUUUCAAGUCAGAGAACUUGAUUUCAUGGGUGAAGAAGUAAGGGGAGGAGAAAUUAAUCAAGCAUUGUUGAAUUGGGAGGAAGACGACUUUGCUACAUAUAAGAAUCAAGCAGGUGCAACUUGUGAAGCAAAGUCACCGUUGGAUGUUUAUUUGGAGGAAGGUCAGAUGGCUGAAAAUGGUGAGCUUGAUUUACUCAAGUAUUGGAGAGAUAAUGCAUCCCGCUUUGGAGAACUUUCUACAAUGGCAUGUGAUGUGCUAAGCAUUCCUAUAACAACGGUAGCAUCAGAAUCUUCAUUUAGUAUUGGAGCGCAUGUUUUGAAUAAAUACAGAAAUAGGCUCCUUCCUGAAAAAGUGCAAGCUCUUAUUUGUUUACGUAAUUGGUUGCGUGGAUAUUCCAAUGAUGAUGAAGACUAUGAGCUCGAUGCCAAUGAUCCAGUUGAUGCUUCAAAUGUUAUUGAUGUGGAAGAGUGUCAUUCAAAUGCUUAGACUUUAUUUUAAUUGUACUUCGUUGUUUCUCUUAAACAUGUAAUGGGCUAAACCUUGGUGAUAUUUGAAUACUUAUCGUACUUUAAUAUCUUUAGUUUUAAAUUUGAACAUAGAUUGACAUGAAAGUAAUUUAUAUGUA